CUCUCGCUUAUUGUGCGAGCGAAUCGGUUCGCUAUAUUUCCCCCCCAACUUAGUUGUAUCAACUUGGGGUUCAGGAAUUAUAUCCCGUCCUGAAUCCGACUAGAAGAUCGACAACGACACCACUUGUCGGUCGGUCGUGUAGCAGUGUCAAAUAUUGAGCCGGGUUUCUGGUGUUAUUCUUUUUUUUGUAAAUACUGUUAUUUGUAUAUACUGUAAAUGAUGACGUCCAUGGGCGGGAACCGAGCCCGGGGCAGCUGGGAGCAGACACCUGGCCCGGCACAGAGUCAGACACAGCACAAGCAGAGGCCUCAGGCCACUGCAGAGCAGAUCCGACUUGCGCAGAUGAUUUCCGACCACAAUGAUGCAGACUUUGAGGAAAAGGUCAAACAGCUGAUUGACAUCACAGGCAAGGACCAGGAUGAGUCUAUGAUCGCACUGCACGAUUGCAAUGGGGACGUCAACAGAGCCAUCAACGUGUUGCUGGAGGGAAACCAAGACACUGACUCCUGGGAAAUGGUUGGAAAAAAGAAAGGUGUGUCGGGCCAGAAGGACACAAUCCAGACAGAGACCGGAGAGGAUGGAAAGGAGAACAGGGAGAAGGGAGGGGAGAAAGAUGUAGCACGCCGCCGAGGUGGAGCUCCACGCAGAGGCCGUGGAGCCACCAGGGGACGAGAGUUUCGCGGUCAGGAGAAUGGCUUGGAUGGAGCCAAGGCUGGAAUAGCUGGCAGAGGGGCAGAGCGAGGCCGACGGGGAAGAGGCAGAGGAAGAGGGACUAUUGGAGUGUCUGGACGGCGCGGAGGCAGGUUUUCGGCGCAGGGCAUGGGCCAGAUUGAUAAGGGGCCCAGAUAUGAUAUUGCAGGAGGUGAGAGAACAUUCAACCCUGCUGACUAUGCAGAACCAGCCCAGACCGAAGAAAGCUAUGGAGGGGGCAGCACCUGGAACAACACUGGAAGCACAGAGCCCGAGGAAGGUGCUAGGUUGGAAUACGCUGCAGGAGAGGGAACAAAUUACCCGCCCAAGUUUGACUCUGCUCCUGGUGCCUGGAGGUCUGCCACUGAGGAGUGGGGCACUGAGGACUGGACUGAGGAUCUUUCAGAGACCAAGAUAUUCACAGCUUCCAGUGUGGCGUCUGCCCCUGUGCCUCAAGAGAAUGUGACCAUCACCAAAGGACAGAGGAUUGACCUUGCGGUGCUCCUGGGGAAGACUCCACCAUCGUCCUCAUCAGAGACAGAAAACCCCCCCAUGGAGGCCGCCCAGCCCCCAUCCUUGUCCCAGUCACUGGUUUUUAGCAACUCCAAGCAAGGAGUGUCGCAUUCCCAGACAUCGUCCAGCAUCCCUCACACCCAGCACAGCAUGGUCAGCAUGCUGAGCAAGGGUUUCGGGGAUGUGGGGGACGCUAAAGUAGCCAGCACGGGGACCACGGGUUCUCAGUUCCUGGAGCAGUAUAAAACAGCCCAGGCACUGGCCCAGCUGGCAGCCCAGCACUCCCAGACUGGACCUCCGAACUCAACCCCUUCAUCCUGGGACACCAGUGCCACCUCAAUGGGACCGUAUGAUAUGAAGACUCAGGCGGAGUCUGCGGUCCAUUCGCCCUUUACGAAGCGGCAGCCCUACCAGGCCGCCACCUCAACCUCGUCCAUGUUGGAUGUUUUCCUGCAGGACAAAGGCCUGCCUCCUUCCUCCUCGUCUUCUUCCAUGCCACAACAAACAUCGUCAUCCCAUGUGGUGCCUCCACCUGCUUCCUCCCUUCCCAAAAUGGCAGCAAUUCCAUCACUUGGUCAGCAAAUUUCCCCAAGUUCCUCAGAUGCCCAUGGUUCUAGUCCACUGCCACUGCAGCAACAUAAACUCAAACAGCAGAAGAAGAAAGCUUCCAUUACAACAAAGAUUCCUGCAUUGGCGGUAGAGAUGCCUUGCUCAGCCGACAUCACGGGCCUCAAUCUUCAGUUUGGAGCGCUGCAAUUUGGGUCAGAACCAGUUCUGCCAGAAUACGAGUCCGCGCCCGCCACCACAACACAAUCCAGCCAGGUUCAGAACAGUCUGUACACGAGCCCCGGCAGUGAGUCAACUGCAGCUCUCUCCAACCCCAGUCAGAUGGACCUGUACGAUCAGAGAGCUGCCCAGACCCGGCGCUACCCUCCCUCCGCCUCCUCCUCCCCUCAGAAGGAUAUGCAGCCCAAGAAUGGCUUCAAUUCAAUGCAAACUUCACAAUCUGUGGAAGCUGCAGCGGGCUCUGCAGUAUCGGGCAAGCCGGGCUCUGAUUUAGCGCCGCCGGUCUCCAGUAUGGGCUCCUUGGUUGACUGUGGCUCCGCCUCAAUGUUGUCUGCUUCCAAUCAGACGUCCCUCAGCGGUUUGGGGCACAGUGAAGACCUGCCUCCAAGCACCCACCCCCCUCCGCAACACAACAACUCUCACCCAUCACAACAGAACAGCCACAUCCCAUCUUCAGUCCGGUGAUCUAACUCAGGCCUUCUGCAUCACAGCAUAGACGGUGACUCGAGUCUGCACUCCUCCUCCUUCCCAUCCUCAGUUUCCGCCGGGCCGCCAUCCGCUGCCUCCUCAUCCUCGGGCGCUGCUACGCAGGUGUCACUAGGGGGUCCUCAGGCCUCCUCUGUAGGCUCUGCCACGGUUUUAGCCCACUCUGGCCUCGGCCCCGUCAGCAGUCUGGCCAUGGGCCUCAACGCCGCCUCCAUGUGUGUCCCGGCUGCUGCUGCUGCCGCAGCGGCCGCCGCUGCUUCCAUCACCUCGGCGAUGCCUUCUUUAGCUACUUCGUCAUCCUCACGGAACUCUGGGGCGUCCUCAGGGAAACCACCUCCCAACCUGCCACCCGGAGUGCCCCCUCUACUGCCCAACCCAUACAUCAUGGCCCCUGGACUACUGCACGCCUACCCUCCCCAAGUGUACGGCUACGACGACCUACAGAUGCUGCAAACAAGAAUACCGCUGGAUUAUUACAGCAUCCCGUUUGCAACUCCCACGACGGCACUGACUGGCAGAGACGGCGGCUUGACAAACAACCCUUACUCUGGUGACUUAUCAAAGUUUGGUCGAGGUGACUCAUCAUCCCCGUCUCCUGCCACCACAUUAGCUCAGACCCAACAGACCCAGACGCAUCACAACACGCAGCAGCCCUUCCUCAAUCCCGCGCUGCCGCCUGGUUACAGCUACACAAGCCUCCCUUACUACACUGGCAUGCCGGGCCUGGCCAACACCUUCCAGUACGGACCUGCUGUGUUUCCGGUGGCUCCUACCUCGUCGAAGCAGCACGGUGUCAACGUCGGCGUCAAUGCAUCAGCCGCUGCCUUCCAGCAGGCUGGUGGCUAUGGUUCCCAUGGAUACAGUACUGGCUAUGAGGAUGUGGGCCAGGCUUCAGGGAGUGGGGAUUUCUGUAAGGGCGCAUACGGCACUGCCGUGGCCGCUGCCGCUUCUGCACAAAACAAGCCAGCCAGCUCUGUUUCCGGGCCGGGAGUCGGAGUCUCUGUGACAUCAAGCAACACAGGGGUACCAGAUAUUUCAGGGUCUGUUUACACAAAGACGCAGUCGUUUGAGAAGCAGGGUUUCCAUGCUGGCACACCCGCAGCUCCGUUCAGCCUGCCCUCAGCUCUGGGCAGCGGGGGACCCAUCAACCCCCCGGCUGCUGCUGCCUACGCCCCAGCCCCCUUCAUGCACAUCCUGGCACCGCACCAGCAACCCCACUCUCAGAUCCUGCACCACCACCUGCAGCAGGACGGACAGAGCGGCACUGGACAGCGGAGCCAGAACGCCUCCAUUCAACAGAAGUCCCAAAUCAACAAGCCGGCAUACAACAGCUACAACUGGGGAGCAAACUAACAUCAACCCCCCCGCCCCUCCCUCCCCAUGCUGUUGACAGACGGUCGCUGGGGGCUCAUCACUUCUUCCGCAAACAGCCUCCACAUGUAAACUCCCUUUGGCCCCCUGCAGAGACCCCCCCCCCUCCCUCCCUCAGUCUCUUGGCCCAGCACUCCUGCAGCUCUGAGGGCGAUUCUGUGCUGUACCGAGAGAACCGGCACUGUAGUGAUGCAUGGUGGGAAGGGCGGGACGAAGGGGCUUAGAACAUCAAAAUCUGAGCUAAAUGGUUAUAGAAAUACACCAUUAAGAGGUGAAAUAUUGAGUGUUGGGAAUUUGUAUUGUUAAUGCUUCAGCCUCACCCCUUUUCUUUGACUUGUAUGUAACAUAGAACUGUUUUCUAAAAGAAUGAACACCUCCUGUAUAGUUCUUUUUUUUUUUUUUUUUUUUUUUUUUUUUUUGGUCCUCCCCAUUUCUUUUUUUUGUGCUGAUGGGGAGGAAUGAAGUAAUAUCUAAAGGUGGGGGAGCAGGCUAGUUUUAUAUUUCCCACCCUCAACUCCCCACUCCUUCCUUUUUUUUUGGUGGAAUACAAAAUACCCAAAUGCAUAAAUUAGCUUAAUUGCUCUCGAAUGGUUGUUUUUUUAUUUUAAUGUAAUUUUAAUUUUGAAGAAACAAUUCCCUAAAUUGGUAGAGUUGUGAAGUUUAUUUUUUACCAAAUCUAGAUAUAUUAUAUAUAAAGGAAUAUAAGCAAGCUCACUGGCUUGGACUGUGAGGAAAGUGUGUUUGUCAUGUGACUGCGUGCAUGUUUGUACACACGGGGGCUGUGGUUGUGUACUGUGCUGUUUUUUUGUUUUUUUUUCCCUAGCACAGAAUUUUUCAUUAUCCACCACUGUACAGUAACUGUUCCCAUGAAAUAUAAAUAUGUUGCAUAAAGGCCCCACCUAUUCUGCAAGUGAUGUUGAAUGAUUUCAAAGGCCAAUACACACCCAAUCUGCCUUCCAGUGUGUUAUAUUGUUUUGGUUUUUUUAGGACCCCCCCCCCCGCCCCCACCACCUCUCUGCUCCACCACCUGUCACCCAUUUAAAGGAAACUUGCAGCGUUGAAUAAUGAUGGACAAAAUUGUACUUUUUUUUUUUUUUUUUUUGUCAGUGAUUUAUUUUUUCUUUUUGUACUGUGCGUUUUAAAAACAAUUUAAAUGGAUAAACUUGUCUUGUACAUAUAAAAAAAAAACAAGUACUGUAGUCACUGUUUGUUUGAUGGCUUUCUUCUUUCCCACAGACUUGUUUAGCUUUUUGUUUCAUGUAUUUUUAUUUUGUAAAAAUAUAUAAAUAUUAGGUAAAUAAACUAGAAAGACGUUUUUCAUAA
Molecule: messenger RNA, 5169 nt
Organism: Gasterosteus aculeatus aculeatus (three-spined stickleback)
Lineage: Eukaryota; Metazoa; Chordata; Actinopteri; Perciformes; Gasterosteidae
Gene: ubap2l
Product: ubiquitin associated protein 2-like
Cellular component (GO): nucleus; cytoplasm
Molecular function (GO): protein binding
Source: RefSeq, a predicted model, not a curated record